Messenger RNA from Lathyrus sativus (Indian pea), 111 nucleotides. The record is from the annotation of a GenBank genome assembly. NCBI's taxonomy places the organism in Eukaryota, Viridiplantae, Streptophyta, Magnoliopsida, Fabales, Fabaceae.
AUGGCCACCAUUUAUGCUUGCAAGCAAGAUUCCUAUUGCACUGGAUAUGGCAGCUCAAUUUCGAGGAAGGGACUGUUAUCAUGUAAAGAGUUUCUUUUGCUAUUGUUGUAG